AUGGCUGCUCCCCUUCGCGUGGGAGGCUCCCUCCUCCGGGCUUCGUCGAAACCCGCUAUCUCGAGAGCUGCGUACUCGGGUGUCCGAGCUGCGAGCACCCAGUCUCUCAAGGAGGUGUUCGCUGCCAAACUCCCUGGCGAGAUCGAGAAGGUGAAGAAGCUGCGGAAAGAUUACGGAUCCAAGGUCAUUCAAGAGGUCACCCUCGACCAGGUCUACGGCGGUGCGCGCGGCAUCAAGUCUCUUGUCUGGGAAGGCUCCGUGCUCGACUCAGAGGAGGGCAUCCGCUUCCGCGGCAAAACCAUCCCAGAAUGCCAGGAGGUUCUUCCCAAGGCCCCUGGCGGCGAGGAGCCUCUUCCCGAGGGUCUCUUCUGGCUUCUGUUGACCGGCGAGGUCCCCAGCGAGCAGCAAGUCCGUGCCCUGUCCGCUGACUGGGCCGCUCGCUCCGACCUCCCGAAGCACGUUGAAGAGAUCAUCGAUCGCUGCCCGACCGACCUUCACCCCAUGGCGCAGUUCUCCAUGGCCGUUGUUGCCCUCGAGCGCGAGUCUGAGUUCGCCAAGGCAUACGCGAAGGGCCUGAACAAGAAGGAAUACUGGCAAUACACUUUUGAGGACUCGAUGAACCUUAUCGCAAAGCUGCCCACCAUUGCCUCCAAGAUCUACCGCAACGUGUACAAGGACGGCAAGGUUGCGCCGAUCCAGAAGGACAAGGACUACAGCUUCAACUUGGCCAACCAGCUGGGCUUUGGCGACAACAAGGAUUUUGUUGAGCUGAUGCGCCUUUACUUGACCAUUCAUACCGACCACGAGGGCGGCAACGUCAGCGCCCACACCACUCACCUGGUCGGCAGCGCGCUCAGCUCCCCCAUGCUCUCUCUUGCCGCAGGUCUCAAUGGUCUUGCUGGUCCUCUCCACGGUCUCGCCAAUCAGGAGGUGCUCAACUGGCUCACUCAGAUGAAGCAGUCGGUUGGUAACGAUCUUAGCGACAAGUCCAUCACCGACUAUCUCUGGUCGACUCUGAACUCCGGCCGUGUCGUGCCUGGCUAUGGUCACGCGGUACUACGCAAGACUGAUCCUCGCUACGUUUCGCAACGCGAGUUCGCUCUGCGCAAGCUGCCGGAUGACCCCAUGUUCAACCUCGUUAGCCAGGUUUACAAGAUUGCUCCUGGUGUCUUGACUGAGCACGGCAAGACCAAGAACCCCUACCCCAACGUUGAUGCGCACUCCGGUGUCCUCCUGCAGUAUUAUGGUCUGACUGAGGCUAACUAUUACACCGUCCUCUUUGGUGUCUCUCGCGCCAUUGGUGUUCUGCCCCAGCUCAUCAUUGACCGUGGUCUCGGUGCUCCUAUCGAGCGUCCCAAGUCUUUCAGCACCGAAGCCUAUGCUAAGCUGGUUGGUGCUUCUCUGUAA
Messenger RNA from Cyphellophora europaea CBS 101466, 1407 nucleotides. Its product is annotated as citrate synthase, mitochondrial. The transcript is spliced from 4 exons. NCBI's taxonomy places the organism in Eukaryota, Fungi, Ascomycota, Eurotiomycetes, Chaetothyriales, Cyphellophoraceae. The coding region runs from base 1 to 1407 and encodes 468 amino acids. Gene Ontology annotation, biological process: carbohydrate metabolic process; tricarboxylic acid cycle; citrate metabolic process. The record is from RefSeq and is a predicted model, not a curated record. Gene Ontology annotation, cellular component: mitochondrial matrix.